Molecule: messenger RNA, 735 nt
Organism: Gastrolobium bilobum
Lineage: Eukaryota; Viridiplantae; Streptophyta; Magnoliopsida; Fabales; Fabaceae
Exons: 1
Coding region: 1-735 (244 amino acids)
Source: RefSeq, a predicted model, not a curated record
AUGGGAACGAAUUUUCGUCCCAUCAAGCAUCUAUCAAGCUUAGGAUUCAAGAAAAGCACUUCAGAAGCUACUCUGUAUAUAAAGCACGAAGAUGAUGAUCUGCUUAUAAUCUCUCUUUAUGUUGAUGAUCUCUUAAUUACAGGUGGUAAUGCCAAGCUUGUUGAAAAGUUCAAAAGAGAAAUGAUACAGAUUUUUGAAAUGAUAGACCUUGGACUAAUGACAUACUUUUUGGGAAUGCAGAUUAAGCAGUUAGAAGAUGAAGUUCUCAUAUGUCAAAAGAAGUAUGCCAAGGAAAUUCUCAAGAAAUUUCACUUGGAGGAUUGCAAGGAAGUGACCAAUCCAAUGAAUCAAAAGGAGAGCUUGAGCAAAAAUGAUGGAGCUGACAGAGUUGAAGAAGGCUACUUUCAAAGUCUGAUUGGUUGUCUAAUGUACCUCACAGUAUCAAGACCAGAAAUUUUAUUUUCUGUAAGUCUUUUAUCUCUUUUUAUGCAUUGUACUACUGAAAUGCAUUUAAAAGCAGCAAAAAGAGUAGUGAGAUACAUCAAAGGAACAAUUGAUUUCGGUGUGGAAUUUAAGAAAAGUCAAGACUUUAAGCUAUUGGGAUUUUCUAAUAGUGAUUGGGGAGGUUCUGUGGAUCAUAUGAAAAGUACCUCUGGUUAUUGUUUCAGUCUUGGCUCAGGAAGUUUCUCACGGUGCUCUAAAAAGCAAGAUAUUGUAGCACAGUCCACAACAUAA